Molecule: messenger RNA, 4342 nt
Organism: Callorhinchus milii (elephant shark)
Lineage: Eukaryota; Metazoa; Chordata; Chondrichthyes; Chimaeriformes; Callorhinchidae
Gene: sytl2a
Product: synaptotagmin-like 2a
Exons: 21
Coding region: 371-3688 (1105 amino acids)
Biological process (GO): exocytosis; intracellular protein transport
Cellular component (GO): plasma membrane; exocytic vesicle
Molecular function (GO): neurexin family protein binding; small GTPase binding
Source: RefSeq, a predicted model, not a curated record
ACUGCACCACUACCCUUGCUCUGAUCAAGCUCCAAUGUGGGACCCUUGCUGCACACUGGCUCUUUCUGACUAGAACCCAUUGGAUGUUGCUGAGGCUCUCUGCUUAAUGAACGUCCACUACACGUGAUGACUGCAAACUGGUGUAUCUGCAGAAGCCUGUGACCCAUGGAAUGUACUACACUUCAUUUGACUGGCUGAGUGUCUUUGAAAACCCUUCUCAUUUUCAGAGAAGUAGAAUUGGCUUCAAAAGUCGGACGGCAAUCUAAUUCUGAAAGCGUUCAAAGCCAUCCCACCACCUCAGCUGUUUUCAUCACAUAACAAGCUGAUUUAAACCGAUUCAGAUACCAACUUGUCCAGUUUUGCUGUAAAGAUGAUUGACUUAAGUUACCUAACUGAAGAGGAGCAGGAGAAGAUCAUGAGUGUACUCCAGAGAGAUGGAGAUCUGAAGAGAGCAGAGGAGAAAAGAAUUAGGAGACUGAAGCAAUCAAUUGAAGAUGAAAAUCAACUGAAAUAUAUGACUGGGGAGUGGUUCUACAAAGCCAAGUCAAAGAGACACGCAGACACAAUCCAUGGAGCUGAAUUGAUUCGAGCAUCAAUGCGAAAGAAGAAACCCAUGACUAUUUAUGAACGAAUCCAGGCCAAAGAAUUGAAGGAGAAAACUAAGAGCUUUAUGAACAAUGUUGGAAACAGUAUCUAUGCAACCCCUGCACUUUCUGUACUCCUGAAAGAAGAGCGUGAGGAGGAGCUAGAAAUGGAGAAAUCUCUAGCAAGUGAAGCGUCCAACUUGAACAAAGCAGUGCCUGAACAGCCACGACAGAAACAAAAACAUUCCUCGGCAUCAUCACCAAAGCAGAGGGAGAAUCCAUUCAACAAAUCUUCACUUCUGGUGGAUGAUAAUCCAAAUGGAGGACAGAAGCCAUUGUUAUCGGCAAGCAUACUGCCAGGAUCUGAGACUCCUGCAAGGGAGUGGUUAUCUCAACAAAAGGAUGUUUCCAGGUUACAUUUACCCUCAAAUGAAUUUCUUGAAAGUAAGUCACAAUUACCUGCAAAGGCUUCUAGUGAAUCAGAAAUGCAACCAGUUCCCAAACCAAGAACAGUUUAUUAUAAUUGUGAGGUCAUUCCUCAUAGUAACCACAAUAACACUACUCCCUCUCCCAAGAAUGAGACUGAUGUUAACAACAGUCCUACAAUCCGUAAAAGUAUCCUGAAGGGAAGCCAGAGUUCAAGCUUCAAUGAUUCUGAAAGUCCACCUGUCAGUGUUCAGGAUUCUAAAGGCAAGAUCCAAGCUUCUCCCAAAACCAGUCCAGUGGUAUCAGCAGAUCUGAAUCAAUCAUUGAAGGAAGAAGAAUCACUUGAACUCUACACGCUUGAAAAGUCAAAGCAAGUCAGGUUCUCAACAAAUGUGGAUGAAAGGAGGAUUUCUGAGACACUGGAGCCCUUUGAUUUGAAGGAAAUGUAUGGAAUGGGGGAAGAUGCUCUUCUCGACAAAGAUCUUCUAGAAGCUGAUGAUGUAGGGGAAGAAGUAGAAGAAGAAAAAGAUGAAGAAUAUGAAGCUAGCAUGGACAAUGCAAUUAAAUAUAUUGAGGAAAAUGACAGACUUGAUAAGCCCAGGAUACUUUCACAUGCAGAUUUGUCUUCUCCCUUACAAAUAUACCCAAACCAAGAUAAAGAUGGUAUUGUGUCCACCUCAGACUUGCAGUUCAUUCCAGUAACACUAGAUUCAAAUCAAUCAGAAUGGAAAGAAAUUGGCGCAUUGUAUAGUUUACCAGGGUACGAUUCCAGUAGGUUAACAAACCAAGUGUGUGAUUUGGACACAGGUGAGAUACUGAGCGAGAAAGAUGCCAGCAAAAGAACUGAUCCGGCCUUUGAUUCGCCUUCCACUUUUGGUAAGCAGAUACUUCAUUAUGAGAUUGAAUCCCCUCAGGUGUCUGAUCUACAGCCUACAGAAGUAUUUCAAGGACAUACUCCAGUUACAGAGGAAAAUGACAUCCCAAAGAAGAGAGUGACCAGUGUUGAGCCAUUAGAUAGCAGGAUCCAACGUAAUCUGAAUCCAACAGACCUGUCUCAUCAGGAAAAGAAAAUAUCACCCAACACAAGUGAUAACAAUUCUGAGUAUGAUGAGGAAGAAAUGGCAAUGGAUGUGGAUAAGAAAGGCCUUGAACUGCAAGAUACGUUUCAGGCUGGGCUGAAUCUUCCAUCUGGAGUUAGAAAGACGAGUACCUUCAAGGAAAGUGACCUUGACUCUUUGAGAAAACCCUCAGAAGUGAUGGAGUCCAUAAUGCCUUAUUACUCUUUACAAGAGGAAUUACCUAAAGCCACACUUCCAACUGAUUCAGGAAGAGGUGACCAGUCAAGUUCAGAAACCUGGAAAAAUUCUCCCACAGGUGCAGAAAUGGCUGCUUUGAAAAGAAGAGAGUCACGUACAUCUGAAACCUCCAGAAGUCUGCAGGAUAUCUAUUCAACUAUAUCACAACCAAGAAACUUAGAUCCUGCAAAAAACGAAAUGGUUCUCAGCACCAAUGAUGUUUCCAAAUUUCCACCAUCCUCACAACGCCAGUCUUUAAAAUCAGACAAGAUGAAGCGUUUGAGCAAGUCAGAACAGGUACUUCCAGAGAAUGGUGUUGAUACGGAUUCGAUAUCAGGCAGCAGCAUCCAGAUGGAUGGGCACAGAAAGAGUCUUGGCUCUCUAACAAUCAAUAGCAACUCCUCUGGCAUGGCAUCCUUAUCCUCCCAGAUUGGUGGGAGUGUCAUGAGCAUCUACAGUGGUGACUUCAGAAAUGAUGUCAAAGGCAGACUUCAGUUUUCACUGGAUUAUAUAGACAAGCUGAACGAGUUCCAUAUCUUUGUGGUCCGGUGCUCAGAUCUAGCUGCUGCUGAAGAGAAGAAAAAUCGAUCUGACCCAUACGUUAAAACUUACCUACUUCAAGAAAAGAUUAAGUUGGGUAAGAAGAAGACAUCUGUGAAAAAGAAAACCCUGAAUCCAGUCUACAAUGAAAUACUACGGUAUAAAGUUGAGAAAAGCAUUCUGAUGGCUCAGAUCUUGAACCUUUCUGUCUGGCACAAUGACAGAUUUGGGCAUAACAGUUUUCUCGGUGAAGUGGAAAUAGAAAUGAAAGCGUGGGACUGGAAGAACAAGAAAAUGGAGUGGUACGACUUGAAACCAAGGACAUCUUCCGCUAACAGCCUAGAUAACAGAGGAAAUCUAAAAGUGGCUCUCCGUCAUAUUCCUAAAGGAUCUCAAGGAAAUAAAACUGGAGAGGUGCACAUUUGGGUGAAGGAAGCCAUCAAUUUACCCCAGAUUAGGAAGAGCGGUGUGGAUCCAUUUGUUAAAUGCUUUAUACUACCAGACACUAGCAGAAAGAGCCGUCAGAAGACUCGGGUUGUGAAGAAAAACCCAAAUCCCAAGUUCAAUCACACAAUGGUUUACGAUGGCUUGAGGCCUGAUGAUCUGAAGGAUGCAUGUAUUGAACUUUCAGUUUGGGAUCAUGACAAGUUGGUGAAUCAUUUCCUGGGAGGACUAAGGAUUGGCCUUGGCAAAGGUAAAAGUUAUGGAAUUCCAGUGGAUUGGAUGGAUUCAACAGAGGAAGAAGCGUUUUUAUGGAAUAAGAUGUUAAUGGAACCUAAUGUAUGGGUAGAAAAUAUGCUUCCUUUGAGAAUGAUAAUGCUCAGCAAAAUGUCAGGAAAAUAAACAAAUCAUCUAACUACGGCAAUACAAACCAAAAGUAAUUGUUUUAUAAAUUGGGGCACCAAACACCAUUUGUGUCUGCACAAUGGAUCUGAUAAUGUGGAGCAUCUUGACUUUUAUUUUGGAUUAUCUUUAUUAAACUAAAAUGAAUGUGUGAGGCACAGUUUGUUCAAGGAAGACUAUUUUUCUGUGGCUAUGUUAAAGUGCAUUCCACAAUGUUAGGAUAUUACACUGCAUUCCACAAUAUUAGCAUAUUUGUACUUAAAUCUGAGUAAUGCAUUUAUACUUAAAUUUUGGAGAUGGAAAUAUUUUUUCAGCCUAUAUUGAUAUCAAUUUAUUAUUUUCCAUUUUUACAUUGCAACUUGAUUAGUGACAGAAAAAGCUUUUACUUUGUGUAUAAUACAAACUCUAACUGCAAUUUUUAAACAGGAAAAAUAUGUGGAAAAGUUUUUAUGUUGAAGCACUUAGCAAACAAUAUGUGUGUAAUAAAGUUUUAAAACCUGUAUGAGUUUAAAAAGAAGUUGAGGACUAUUUCAAAUGAAUAAGGAAAUUGGAAACUUUCUUAUCCUUUUAACAAUUCCAUAUAUAUCACAGCUGAAUGUGCAUGACCUAAACUGGGCUACAGCAAUAUGUGUAAUAAAGAGACAAAGCUAUCAA